Acipenser ruthenus (sterlet) is the source of this 3830-nucleotide messenger RNA. RefSeq names its product calcium-independent phospholipase A2-gamma-like. Gene Ontology annotation, cellular component: membrane. The transcript is spliced from 10 exons. The record is from RefSeq and is a predicted model, not a curated record. Bases 384 to 2699 code for a protein of 771 amino acids. Gene Ontology annotation, biological process: arachidonate metabolic process. Lineage: Eukaryota; Metazoa; Chordata; Actinopteri; Acipenseriformes; Acipenseridae.
CUCCCAGCAUUGGUGAAUCAGCCAGUGGCCUGUCGGUAUCACAACCAAUCGGAGUUUGAGUUCUUUAUCGUUGCAGCGCUAUGCCCUAUCCAAUAACCGACUGUGAUCAAGUGAUAUGUUUUUAGAAGGCAGAGGAACUGGGAAAGGAAGAAAUGAAAUGUUUUGUAAUGUAUUAGUGAACUUUAAUCUAAACAAAAUAAUAAUACAUUCAACAAAACGAGACGGGCAAGCAGAAAAAUAUGGAGUGUUUCUGAAACACAGCGGCACUGAUGUUAUUUGAAAGAUGAAGAAAAUGCUGUAUGAUAGUACAGGGAAGAUUAUGUUGAUAAUGACAAUGAACUAGAAUUGUUUAGACAAUAAUAGGGCCUCCAGACUCUUAAGGAAUGACUGUGAGUUUGAUUGUAGAUACCUAUUUGUAUAUUCUGAGCAGGGCGGGAAACUUGCGGCUCAGUCAGGGUCAAAGGCGAGCAUCUUUACAGUUGACCAGCAUCCACUCCAGGGUAAAUCCGACCAGGAUCCUUCACAUCCGAAGACCACUCGGUGGUAAAGUAGCAUACUUGAAGCAGGGUCAAUGCACAAAAAACAAGGGUGUGAAAUUAAUUUUUAGCAGAGGCAGUUACCUCAGGAGCAAAUUUGGUUUAUACUCUAACAUUUCCCAGUUCAGUACCUCAUUAUCACAUGGAUCAACAAGCCUGAGCCAUUGCAUGUCUCGAAUCAAGAACACCUUGGACUCUGUUUCGAAAGCCGUCAGCAGCACUCAUACCGAGCUCCUGUUGAAAAUUGUCCGACUGAAGCCAAGCGCGAGUGCAGCAAGGAAGGAAAUAGAACCCAUAGUACAGUUUAAAUGUGAUGAUUCUGACAAACGUGCAUCGGUUGCUGCUGAUCCAAAACCUAAUAAACUUGAAAACGAAAAGCAGCCCUUGGAGAAACCCAUCCUAGCUCAUGGAAAUUCAGCAUCCAUUGCAAAGAAAACGUCCAGAGAUUCUUCAGGUGCUAAAGGGACAAAACCAGAUCUGUUCCAUCCUAGCUACUUUACCACCAAUUUUGGUGAAACCUACAAUUUUGUAGCGACUCACGUGAAUGUUUAUUUUGGGGGCAAAACAGACAUGGAUCAAGUAAAGCCCGAUAAAAAAGAUGAUACCACCAAAUCUCCAAAUUCAGCAGUGUCUUCUGAAUCCACACCUGGUGCUUCUGUUCCAACUUCUCCUAAAAAGGGAAUAGCCCAGGCAUUUAUGGGCAGCUAUCUCGGCACCUUGGUACCGAGAUUUCGGUCCGAGUCUCAAAGUAUUGCAGAAGCCAAACAUACGCUGCAGUCAGCAGUGGAAGAGACGGCAAACAAGGGGGAGACGGUGACUGUUAAGGAGCCCAAGACAUCAGAUGACAAAGCCAAGCGUCUCUCACUUCAGAGAGAAAAGAUAAUUGCAAGAGUUAGUGUGGAUAACCGAACCAGAGCGUUAGUCCAAGCACUGCAGAGAGCCUCUGAUGUAAAGGUCUAUAUCAGCAGGGUUGAGGAACUGAGUUAUCAUCUAUUAGAGUUCCCAGAAACCAAAGGUGUAGCCGUGAAGGAGAAGGUCAUUCCUUGCUUGUUGCGACUAAGGCAGGCCAGUGAUGAGGAUGCUGUCAGAGAGGCUCUGUCUUUGGUGGGAUACAUAGACCCAGUGAAAGGGCGUGGCAUUCGAGUGCUUUCCAUUGAUGGUGGGGGAACAAGGGGACUGGUUGCACUUCAGACUCUUCAUAAACUGGAAGAGCUGACUGGAAAGCCAAUCUAUCAGCUGUUUGAUUAUAUAUGCGGCGUUAGCACAGGGGCUAUACUAGGCUUUAUGCUGGGGCUGUUCCAGAUUCCUCUUGCUGAGUGUGAGGAUUUGUACAGGAGGCUGGGCUCUGAUGUGUUCAAACAGAAUGUCAUUGUUGGGACAGUGAAGAUGGGCUGGAGCCAUGCCUUUUAUGACAGUGAAAUAUGGGAAACCAUACUGAAGGAAAGAAUAGGAUCUGAUCUCAUGAUAGAAACUGCUAGGAAUGCAAAAUGUCCAAAGGUGGCAGCAGUGAGUACAAUAGUGAAUCGAGGAACACCUUUGAAAGCUUAUGUCUUCAGGAACUACAACCUUCCCCCUGGAGUGAAAUCACACUACUUAGGAGGCUGCCAUCACAAGCUCUGGCAGGCUCUCCGAGCCUCCUCUGCCGCACCUGGCUAUUUCCAAGAAUUUGUUCUGGGAAACGACCUGCAUCAGGAUGGAGGCUUGCUGAUAAACAACCCAUCUGCAUUGGCAAUUCAUGAGUGUAAAUGUCUGUGGCCAAAUACCCCUGUGCAGUGCUUGGUAUCUCUGGGAACUGGACGCUAUGAGAGUGAGGGCAAGAACAAUGCCACCUACACAAGUCUCAAAACAAAAUUAACUAAUGUGAUCAGCAGUGCCACUGACACAGAAGAGGUUCACACAAUGCUUGAUGCCUUGUUGCCUCCAAAUACAUAUUUCCGUUUCAACCCUCACUUGAAUGAGGAUAUACAGUUGAAUGAAAACCGGAAUGAAAAACUGAACCUGUUGCAGACAGAAGGGACUCGUUAUCUGGAGAGGAAUGAGGAAAAGCUUAAAAAAGCUGCUGAAAUACUAGUGCAGGACAAGACGACUUUUCAGAGAGUAAAUGACUGGAUAAAAUGUAAAACUGACAUGUAUGAUGGCCUGCCAUGUUUAUCAAAAUUGUAAUGCAACUAACAAAGCAAAAUGGAGAAUCUGCUUAACUCAAGUUGAGUUUAGCCCUAUUGGUCUAAGUGGAAAGUAAGGGAACAAGUCAAGUGUAAGGAAAAUGAUGACUAUUCAGGAGCAGCAGAAGACUGGAGCCAUGUGUUUCAGCCAUGCAGAAGCUGAAUAUUGCUUUACUGUAAUUUCAACUUCAGAUUAGUUUUGCUUUCUGGAAAAGCACUUGACAGCAGUGUAAUUUUAAUGCAAUAGUGUCACCAAUGUCCUUUUUUGUUCUUCUCAAUUGUGAUUAUUUUAUUAUUUAUUUAUUAUUUAUCAGUUUCAGUGUUUGACAACAUAAAAUGCAGUUUGUUUUUUUUUCUUUUGAAAUUGUUAACAUGUAAUCACAAACGUAGUGUGCCAUACUUCCUUCCCCCUUGCCCUCUUAUUUUCAUUAUACCAUUGAUAUUGAAAUAUAAUGAAACCACUAAACCUACCAUUACAAUUUCUCUGUUUCUGUGUUUCCAGUCUCAUUUGAAGGUUCAACUAAAUGUUUGAAGUGUCUCAAUAUAUUUAGAUGUUCUUUUGUUAAUAGGAAUGCCUUUUUCUAUAAUGCUUGAUUGAUACUAUAAUUAAAUUAAAAUAAAUGUAUGUAUUUCAUCAAAUGACACAAUCGAGUUCCUCUAUACAUGUGCUACUUGUAAAAUACACAAGAAGAGAAUGCUUAUAUUUACCUCAUCUGUAUGUAAAUUGUAAUACAGAUAUAUCCGAAACCAUAGAAUAUUCAUAAGCAUGUUGAAAUGGAAAAGAUAGACGGACAGAUAUUGCCCCUGGGCUGCUUUUCCCUAUAACCUGGGUGUUCCUCACCAACCCAUGUUAGUAACCCUAUAAUCUUGUCCCCAGUCGUUUGCUACCUUCACUUAAGAAUUCCCAUUGCUCUGCACAUCCAAUGCAGCUAAAUGAAGCAGUGAAGAGACUUUAAAAUCACCCUGUGUUCUGUUUUGACAAGUUUAAUUUCUGUUGCAUAUAAAGUUGACCAUGUUUAGAAAGGAAGGUUUGUUUUGUAUGUCAUUUUUAUGAAACAAUGUAUUGUCUUGUAUGGUAGGUUAAUUAAAAUAACCUAUUUAAAGUCAAAGAAAUAAAACAUAGUUGAAUGCA